This is a messenger RNA of Xyrauchen texanus (razorback sucker), 6714 nucleotides long. Its product is annotated as membrane-associated guanylate kinase, WW and PDZ domain-containing protein 3-like. Gene Ontology annotation, cellular component: cytoplasm. Gene Ontology annotation, biological process: signal transduction. The transcript has 21 exons. Gene Ontology annotation, molecular function: protein binding. Bases 775 to 4914 code for a protein of 1379 amino acids. NCBI's taxonomy places the organism in Eukaryota, Metazoa, Chordata, Actinopteri, Cypriniformes, Catostomidae. The record is from RefSeq and is a predicted model, not a curated record.
AGCAAUAAGGUGAAAAUGACUACAAAGUUGCAAAGCUGUGCAUACAAUUAAUACCCGACAGGAUAACGGCCACUGACAGCUCUACGCCUACAACAAAACCCGCAUAAGAGGGCGUUUCGCACAGGAACCGAAGGUCGAUGGAUAGUGGACCAUCACCUUUAGUCGGGUAUUCCUUAUCCAGGUAUAUUGUUGUUCCUCGUUUCCCGUGCACGCGCCGGUAGCUGAUGUAAUCGAACAGGUGCGCGAGACUCAAGUUAACAACAUAGUCGCUCUCGAUCUCAAGGGAUUACAAACGGAUGUGAGUGUUUCCCCCCAACUGUGUUUCAUUCAUUAACCGGUGUUACGCAUCGUUUCAAGGCUGUAUUGUGUUUACGUGCCUGGAUAAAGUAAGCUAUCCGGCCACGGAUGGUACAGCUUCUUAUUUCCUGGUCUUUCUUUCCUUGAAAGCGUUUGUUGGAUCAGUUAAAGCUCUAUUCUGAAGACAAUAUUGGGCGAUACUACGUGGUGAUAAGUUCGGUAUAUUGUGAAUCUGCGGUACAAUCUCUCUGCCUUUGCAUGAGUUGCUUUACACGAACAGCUUGAAUUUUAGACUCAAAGAGGAAUAUUCGAGAACCGAGUGAUGCUGCCUCUCAAGUUUUGAAUCCCUUUUACCUUUUCGACAAAGACAUGGGAAUUAAACUGCUGUGCGUUACCGUGAUCUAAACGCUUGUGUCUUACAAGCAAAUACAAGGAAAUAACCUACUUUCUUAUAAGGCUCUUUCAGAAGAUUAAACCAUGUCCAAGACACUGAAAAAGAAGAAACAUUGGGCAGGUAAAGUGCAGGAAUGCGCUGUUUCUUGGGGUAACGCCGGGGAGCUCAACUCCGUGCUGGAGAUACUCGGGGGAGCCGAGCACGGAGAGUUCCCGCACUUGGGACAGGUGAUGUCGGACGCAUUAGUGUGUCAUGUCGGCAGGCUGCCUGGUCACGGAGAUGUGCUACUGGAGGUAAACGGCACGCCUGUGAGCGGACUGACAAACAGAGACACCCUCGCCGUCAUCCGCCACUUUCGCGAGUCCAUCCGCCUGAAGACUGUGAAGCCAGGUAAAGUGUUGAACACUGAUCUGCGUCACUACCUCAGCCUGCAGUUUCAGAAAGGCUCUUUGGACCACAAGCUCCAGCAAGUGAUCAGAGAUAACCUGUACCUGCGCACUAUUCCUUGUACCACGAGGCAGCCUCGAGAAGGGGAGGUUCCAGGAGUGGACUAUAAUUUCAUCAGCGUGGGGGACUUUCGUGUGCUGGAGGAGAGCGGACUGCUACUAGAGAGUGGAACCUAUGAUGGGAACUACUAUGGCACCCCAAAACCCCCAGCAGAGCCCAGUCCAGUGCAGCCAGACCUGGUGGACCAGGUUCUGUUUGACGAGGAGUUUGAUGCAGAGGUUCAACGCAAACGCACCACAUCUGUCAGCAAAAUGGAUAGAAAGGACAGUGCAGCUCCUGAGGAAGAGGAGGAGGAAGAGAAGCCAUCCAUGGUCAACGGGCUCACAGAUCACAAGCAGGGACUGGACUGGAGGAAGACAGUACCCAGCUACACACAGUCCAGCAGCAACAUGGACUUUCGCAACUGGAACACACAGCCACGUGACGAGGGCCAAGACCCACUGCCGAAGAACUGGGAGAUGGCCUAUACUGAGACGGGAAUGGUCUACUUUAUAGAUCAUAAUACCAAGACCACGACCUGGCUCGACCCACGGCUGGCGAAGAGAGCUAAACCCCCUGAAAAAUGUGAUGAUGGAGAACUUCCAUAUGGCUGGGAGAAGAUUGAAGACCCGCAGUACGGGACGUAUUUCGUGGACCACAUCAAUCAGAAGACUCAGUUUGAGAAUCCAGUGCUGGAGGCCAAGAAGAAACUCAGCCAGGACACGUCUCCAGUCAACCAGCCAGUAGCAGCAGCAGCAGCAGCAGGAGCCGUUCCGGCACCCUUAAAUGAAGCUGGUUUGAGGGCAUUCACACGGGACCCAUCUCAGCUGCAGGGGGUGAUCUUGUGCACAACACUUAAGAAGAGUCCCCAGGGCUUUGGUUUCACCAUCAUCGGUGGAGAUCGACAAGAUGAAUUCCUGCAGGUCAAGAAUGUCUUGAGAGAUGGACCUGCUGCACACGACAACAAAAUCACUUCAGGUGAUGUUAUUGUGGAUAUUAAUGGCACAUGCGUGUUGGGUAAGACCCAUGCAGAUGUAGUCCUAAUGUUCCAGUCCAUACCUGUGAACCAGUAUGUGGAUAUGGUCUUGUGCCGUGGAUACCCAUUGCCUGAGGACACCAAUUCCAGUGAAGAAGGCACAGGAGACACGGUGACUGCCAAGCCAAUGUUGGAAGGGCAGCCCCUCCAUUUAGAUGCCACCCCUUCUCCGCAUGAUCUCCAUUAUGUAACCGCUGAUGGCAGACACCUGGCCGCACCUAUGCCUAAUGGCCGAUACCCUGAAGCAGGGGAGACCACCUUACUGCAGCCUGAGCUUGUCAGCGUGCCUCUGGUGAAAGGACCAAGUGGAUUUGGCUUUGCCAUCGCAGACUGCCCACUGGGCCAGAAGGUGAAAAUGAUUCUGGAUGCGCAGUGGUGCCGAGGCCUGCUAAAGGGGGAUGUGAUUAAGGAAAUUAAUAGGCAGAAUGUACAGACCCUCAGUCACACGCAGGUGGUGGAUAUCCUAAAAGAUCUGCCCAUGGGUAGUGAGGUCAACGUGCUGGUACUCAGAGGAGGUCAGACCUCUCCCGUGAAGUCUCUCAAACCUAUCACUCCUGCUAUGCCCAUUACACAGAAGCAGGACAUUGCCAUCAGCACCGUCACCACUGAAACUCCCAGUCCAGUUGAGCCAGCCCCACAGUCCCUCCCCUUUCCUCCUCAUGCUAUCCGCUCCAACUCACCAAAACUGGACCCAUCUGAGCUGUACCUCAAGUCUAAAGCUGUGCUGGAUAGCCAACCUCCCAACACUAAAGAGCUGGACGUUUUUAUCAAGAGGAACCAGGAGACUGGAUUUGGGUUCAGAGUGCUGGGCGGAGAAGGGCCGGAUCUGCCAGUGUACAUUGGUGCCAUCGUUCCUCUAGGUGCUGCAGAGAAGGACGGGCGUCUCCGGGCUGGUGACGAGCUCAUCUGUAUCGACGGUGUUCCCGUCAAAGGCAAAUCACACAAACAAGUUCUGGAGCUCAUGACCAACGCUGCCCGCAAUGGGCAGGUGAUGCUGACAGUGCGCAGAAAGCUGACUUAUCCAGAAAGAGAGGAAGAUGACGGGGCACAACCUCAGGUUCCACCGACUUCUGCUCUGGUAAAUGGAUCACCCAAACCACCCCACAUCGAGAUGCCCGGCCACACUCAUCCUCAGCCCUACAACGUCACCCUGCAGCGCAAAGACAACGAGGGCUUCGGAUUCGUAAUCCUCACCUCUAAAAACAAGCCUCCACCGGGAGUUAUUCCCCAUAAGAUUGGUCGGAUCAUCGACGGCAGUCCCACGGACCGCUGCGGGCGGCUUAAAGUUGGUGACCGCAUCUCUGCAGUUAAUGGCCAGUCAAUUAUUGAACUGUCACACAAUGACAUUGUGCAGCUUAUCAAAGAAGCAGGAAAUGCUGUUACCCUCACUGUGGUGCCUGAGGAGGAACACAGUGGCCCCCCGUCAGGCACAAGUUCAGCAAAGCAGAGCCCAGCCGCCCAGCACAGAGCUGUGGGACAGCAGCCUGCCAACAGAGAUGACAGAAAUGGCAUGGAGACAGAGGAGAGGAAAGACAACAUGGCCCGAUCCAAGUACAAAACCCUGCCUCAUAGUGAGAUGGGGACAGCCAUGACCUUAGGGCCAAAGCAGGGCUGUUACCCUGUAGAGUUAGAGAGAGGGUCUAGAGGAUUUGGCUUCAGUCUGCGAGGAGGGAAGGAAUAUAACAUGGGUCUCUUCAUCCUCAGACUGGCUGAGGAUGGCCCUGCACUGAAAGAUGGCAGGAUACACGUUGGAGAUCAAAUAGUGGAGAUCAACGGUGAACCUACACAGGGCAUUACACACACGCGGGCCAUUGAGCUCAUCCAGGCGGGGGGCAAUAAAGUGCUGCUGCUUUUAAGGCCUGGACUGGGCCUAGUGCCUGAUCAUAAUGUUAAGGAAUCUAUGACAGGUCCAUCUACAAACUCUCCAAGAUAUUCUGCAUCCAGUGAGCCAUCAGCACCAGCAUCUCCAUCCACCACCUCUCGCUCCACUGAGAUGAACCCCUCUUCAGCCCAAACCAGUACACCUGAGGAGCUCCUCAACCCUGUGGCUGCUUUUCCUGGGCAACUUUACCAACAUUACAGAGAAGCCAAGCACCAAACUAGAAAGAGUGACACGAGCAUGCCUCGUGACAGCAAUGACAAUUUUGCUAGUCCUCGAAAACUGGAUGCGUCACAUUCCAAUGGGAAGGAACUCUCACAAAGUCCAAAAAAAUUUCAUACUGAUACCUCUGGUCAUAGGGAGAGAGAUCGAUCCACUAGCCCGAGGAAGACUAAGAAGGAGUGGGACAUUGGGAUCAGACAGGAUUUAUCUCAAAAGGGCACUGAUGGAUGGAGACACAAAGAGGAGGACACCGUGCACAGACAGGACAGGGAAAUGGGAGAGACCAGGCCUGAGGUCAGAGGUGGCAAUGACAAAUACCAUAAAGACAAGAUAGCAGAACCUCAAAGGUCUCACUUACAGGCUGAAAGCAGUACCCUCAACCGGAAGGACCAUAGAGGGAGAGACAGGGAACUGAAAGAGAGUAGACCUAUAGGGUCAACAGAAGAGGAUAUAAAGAGUGAUCCUAGGGGCUCUCUUGAGGGUGCCACUCAAGAGAGUUCCCAAAAUGGGAACCCUAACUCCAAGAAAGCCCCUAUAACUCCAGGCCCAUGGAAGGUCCCCAGUUCUGCUAGGAUUCAGCCUCCGGUGCAUGGAGUCUAAUACAUUUUGGAGCUUGUUGGCUAAGUACUUAUGGCUCAUCAGGAUUGUCAGUGCAGUUAUGAUGGUCAAAAACUGACAACUUGUGAAUCACUGUGUAACUUUUUAUUUAAUUUUUUGGGGGAUCUUUCCUAUCUACACAUAGCAUUACACAGAUAAUGUGUAUUGUUUUAUUCAGUGUACUGAAAAGAUUGUGUAUUUGUCCCACCAACAAUAACAGCCAUCGGUUUUGUGCCAAUCAGACUGCAGCUACAGAUACUUGUACAUGUCUUUGGACAUGUGAAACUCCAUUGGGUUUGAUGAAGGUGUUUGAAAUGUCUGGAAACAUGAAGGAUGUUUUUGUGUGAAGGCAUAAAAAAUGUGUAUCUGUUAAUUCUGUAUUAAUUCUCGAACUUUGAUUUACUGCAUGUCUUUAGAACAACUUCAGGUUUGUAAUGAUGCAACUUUCUUUGUCCUUAAAAUCCAGUCUGAACAAGUGACCAGAGGUUGUUCACUUUGUGUGUAGGCUGUGCAUUAAUCAGCUUUGAUUUGAUCAUUUUCGAAGCUUGACACAAAUCCAUCUUUAAAAGACCAGACACUUGUGGUUAAGUAUAUUGUUUACUACCUGUGUGUUUAUGAAAACACAAAUGUAAGUUAUUGAAAUUAAUAUUACAAUAUAAAAUGUACAUGUAUAGAUAUUUGUAUCCAUUCUGAGCCAGAUCACUUAUUAGUGUUGCAGCUUUCUGAUAACACUUAAGGCUUCCUAACAAACAGUUUAAAAGGUAUGUAUUUGUUCCACAGUGCUAGAGCUUUUAAAGUUAUUUUGGUGGACCAUUUAGCAAGGUGUGUACAUUCUGGGAUCAUGUUUGGUCAUAUAAUUAGAAGGUAAAGCAGAAAUGGGAGAAAAUCAGAUAUAUUUUUGCAUUCAGUCUAACAUUUACAUUUUUUUGCUUGUACCCAAGGAAAAUGUAGCUCUUUGGAUCAUAUGUCCAUAAUCACUGUAAAGAUUUAAACUAUAGAUAUAACUUUAAAGGGAUGGCUCACCCUAAAAUAAAAAUUCUGUCAUCAUUUACUCACCUUCAUGUAAUUUCAAACCUGUAUGCCUUAUACAAAUGUUUAACCUUUGUAUAACCUUUUUCAGUGGAAGGCAGAAUGUUAGAAACUGACAGCCCCAAUUCACUUUCAUUGUAUUGAAAAAUUAUGCAAUAAAAGCAAAUGUUGACUGAUUCUAAUGUUGAAGAAUAGAAGUCGAGCUGGUUUGGAACAACGUGAAGAUGAGUAAAUUAUUAUAAUUUUUUAUUUUUGAGUGAGCUAUUGCAUUAAUGUCCUUUUUUAGUAUCUGAUCUAUUUUUCAUAAUGGUAUUUUUGCAACUGUGUGUCUUACAGUCAUAUGGGCAGAGCAGAUAUCGGUCAAACAUUGCAUAUGCUACAAAUAGAUGAGUACUAUGAUGAAAAAUGUGAAUAUGUUUUAAACUGUUUAUGAUUGCUUCUUGAUCAUGACUCAACAGUUUUUGCAGCUUGUUUCUCUAGUGCAUCUCAUGUCAUGAGGUUGUAUGUAUGAUACCGUGGCCUUGCAUUGCUUUAUCUUACACAAAAAAAGCCUUGUGGUCUCUACAUUGUGGUAGUUGUAAAUGUUUAUAUAUAUAUAUAUAUUAAAAAACAAUGUACAGCACCUGUAUAAAACUUGCCUUGUGAGGGGAAAAAAUAUAUAAAUCGCUCCAUUAUUUUUUUAAGUAAUUGAGAGUAUGAACAUAUAGAGAAGAGUGGUUAAUUAAAAUAAUCUGGUCAUGACGUUCUGAUCAUGCACUGAUAAAUAAAGAUUUA